GAACAAACAUCUCUUCAAUGGUCAGUCUGUAAGUACAAUCUGUUCUGUCCAAAUUUCAGUAAUUACACUCUUAGCAUGUGUUGGAGAAGAAUGGAGGUGAGAUAAAGGAUCAUAUCAGCUGGGAAACUUCAGAUUUUAUAAAAACAUCUUACAAAGAAGAGUUUAUUGAUCAGUGUGAGAAAAACAAUCAAUAAAGGAAAGUCUAGAGAGCGUAAGAUGUAACUAACAUUACUGAGAAAUGUGAUGAGCAAACAGGAAGAGAAGAUUCAUAUGUUCAGAAAAUGUUCAAAUGUUCAAUCACUUUACUCUGAUACAACCUUUAAGAGCAGGAAGUGACAACACCUGAAGAAAACCAGUGUGUUAAAGAGGUUAUUGGCGCGUGCUGCAGUGUCAAACUCUGUAAAAGUUAUCUAAGAAGAGUUUCAGUCAUCCAGGUCACAGGAUUUACAGAUGCACUAACUCAGAGGAGCUGGCUUCUCUGUGUAUCUGCUCUUAUGUGCAGUGUGUUUGUUCUGUGUUGCCUUCAAGUUCCCAUUAAAAGAAAAGUCUGGAGUUUUUCUUGUAUUAUUCUCAUCACUGUCGUUUCUGUUCAGUUCUGACCUCACUGCUGAGCUGCACAACAAACCAAGGCAGAUCUCUGGGGACAGACUGUAACGUGCUGCAUUUUGUGUUGAAUUACAUGUUUGGACAUGAAGCAUCACUUUCAUCCAGUCUCAGUGAUCCAGUUAUCAACCAAUCAGUCUUUGGUCUGCAAGCAAAUCACCUGUUUUUCUCGUCUGACUGUGAGUCCCAGCAGCUCUCAGCUGUUUAGAGGGGAGUUUUUCUCUCUGAGCUGUGAGGAGGACGACAGCUCUGCUGGAUGGACGCUGAGGAGGAACUCAACCAGAGAAACCAGGACUCAGUGUGGAGCUGGCUGGGGAAGAUCAGCUGGUUCUUCCUGUAACAUCAGCUACGUCCUCCCAUUGGACAGUGGAGUUUACUGGUGUGAGUCCAGAGAGGGAGCAACCAGUAACACCAUCAGCAUCACUGUCACUGAUGGAUCAGUGAUCCUGCAGAGUCCUGUCCUCCCUGUGAUGGAGGGACAUGAUGUCACUCUCCACUGUAAACCAAAGACCCCUCCCUCCGACCGCCCAGCUGCUUUCUAUAAAGAUGGCUCCCUCAUCAGCACUGAGCCUACAGGUCACAUGACCAUCCACCAUGUUUCCAAGUCUGAUGAAGGCCUCUACAAGUGUCACAUCAGCCGUCAUGGAGAGUCUCCACCCAGCUGGAUCUCUGUCACAGGUGGGAUUCUCUCUACAGGUAAGCCUACAACCACAGUCCGACCCCCAUCACCAACCACGCCCCCCACCUCUGCAGCCCCGCCCCCCACAUCAACCCCGCCCAUAUAUGUACCCCCGCCCCCUGUCUCUACAGCCCCGCCCCCUGCCUCAGCCCCCCUCCAGCUUGUGUUCAGACUGGUCUGCCACCUGGUGGUGUUCUGUCCGUACUGCAUCUCCACUGUCCUCAUGGUGUCUUUAUAUCGACACAGGCCCACAGGAAAUGACCUGCCCGUCUCCAUAGUGAUGACCCCGCCCACCCAGGCUGAGAAGGGAUUGGCUGAUGACUAUGAUGAUGUCAUCACUGCUGUAACCACAGAGCAUCACUUCUGAGCUCAACAGAAAUCAAAGAGAGAAAGUUUUGGUUUAAAACAAACAUAAUGAAGCUGAAACAUCCUGUUUUGAUCCUGCAGUCACAAACCUUUAACUUAAAAUCAGAAUGUAGUCUGUGCAACAACACAGAAGUGGUGGAAGCUAAUUUACAAAGGUGGAAAAUGUCUUUAUCAUCUUCUCACUCUCACAUUCAUUAUUUAAUAUCAUGUUUCUAAUUAAUUUUAUCACUUGUGGAAAACAGAAAUCCAAUCUUUGACCUCUAUGUCUGUUUGGCAGAGGUGGGGGACUCAAGUCGCAAAUUUAAGGACUUGGGAUUUGCUUGACCAACACUGAUUAGACUCAACUUGACUUUGAUUUGGUAUUCAUGACUUGAGACUUGACUUAGACUUGAGACAGAUGACUCAAAAGGACUUGACCAUUUUUAUUAAGCUGAAUAGCUUAUUUGCAUUUUUCUAGAUAUUGAGCAUGAACACUUAUCGUUUUGAAACAUGAUUGGUUGACUUUUAGUGUGGUGCGCGCAACCCAGGCUUAAAGGACAGUGUCAAGAGAAGAAACAAUGUAAGACAGGAUCGAGCUGAAAGCAUGUUGAAAAGGAUUCUCCCAUACCUGUGCUGAUUUUCUUUUGAGCCCAGACUGUUUCUGAUUCAGACAAGACAGCUUAUGAGUUAACAGAUUUUCACGAGAGUCAUAAUUCUGCUCGCUGUCCCUCAUUAGUUCAAAGUCAUUGUAAAUCAACCACUCUCCCUCUCUCUAAUCAACUGUGUGACAAAUGCAAUCCUGCCAGAUCAGGUAAAUAAAAUUGUACUUUUCCUUGAGGAUUAAAAUUUCAAUGUUCUAAAUGAACAGAUGCAGUCUACACAAUCCACAGCAGAAAAUAGUAAUCAUAGUAAUAGUUAUCCGCGGCUGGCAACUGUAGCAAAGCCCUUACUUUGCAUCCCUGCCUCAUCAACCCAUUCAGAGCGCAUAUUUUUCUCAUAUGAACUGCAAUGCCGUGCCAGAGGAGGGCUCAUCUGUAAUGAUGACUGUUUUUGCAUUGCUAUCAAUACCGAGUCUUAAAAUGACUGCAAACCACAAAACAAACUGUGAUGGAAGCGGAGAAGGGUGAUAGAAACGGAGGGCAGGGCAGCAGUCUGUUGUCUGUAGCGAGGUUCUCUGCUCCGGCAGGAGAGACGCCUCAUGGUGCGCUGGGAUUUUACAACUGAACUAUGAGCAGGACGCACACUUUUACUUUCCCUGACUGUGUUGAUAUGGAUACUAGGCCUACAUGUAUUUGGACGUAUCCACAAUAUCAAAAAAAAUAUUUUGUUAAAUAUUAUUUCCAAAACUAAUAUAAACGUAGUACUAAUAAUUUUAAACUAACUUUUAAUAACACGUAUUUUGCACCCAAAAGAGUAUUGAUAGGUAUUGGUAUUAAUAAAAUCCUAACCACACCAUACCCAUUCCCUAGUUGUAGAGACUUACUAACAUGUGUAGUCUUCUCAUGACAUGGCUUGCCAUUGUACCCAUUUCUCUCGUUUUAAGCGCUUCUUUCAUGGUGACUCAACUUGACUUGCUUGAGUAUAAAAACACAGUGACUUGGAACUUGCACAUGUGUGACUUACUCCCACCUCUGCUGUUUGGGCUCAAAACAAACCUCCAGACUUUCAUUCUCAAUCCUUCAGAAUCUAACAGACCUUCCACAGGUGGUGUUGAAGAGUCAGAGUGUGUUUGAGCGCCACAUGCUGGUCAUGAAGCAGACAGAGCAAUAAAGAGAAAUAAUGAAGACAACAGAGUGCUGCUGUUCCACCAUCUUCUGCUCUUCCCUUCAUUGUUUUCCUCUCUCUGGAUGUUGCUGCACUCUGACAGUAAACCACUGACGUUUAGUGACUGAAGGAGCAGCUUUUCUUUCUUAUUGAGCUUUCGAAUGUGUCUGGUAGCUCACAUGACCUUUGACCUUUACACCUCAGCUCAUGUCAGCGCUGAUAUUUCCUCCCUAACUGUAAUGUACAUAAGCUGAUGUGGGUCCUGCAGUAGAUUGGCUUGUAUCUGCUGCAAGCUGCAGUUAAUACUCCAUUUACUGAGCUAUUCUCUGCUGUUUGCCCUUUAUGGCUGAAAAAAAGUGAAGAAUUGUCAAAAUAAAAGUUCCUGUGGUGAGUUAACAUUUGUAACAUACUGAGAUACUUUUUAUGCCAAAACUAUGAGAUAAAAACAUGAUAAUAAGUUACUUUAUUAUCUCAUCAUGUCAGUAAGUGAAAAAGUUUAACGUCAUAACUUUGAAAUUGCUGAACUUGUAUUCAGCAUUAAAAAUUAUAUAUGAA
This is a messenger RNA of Siniperca chuatsi (mandarin fish), 3946 nucleotides long. RefSeq names its product Fc receptor-like protein 5. Lineage: Eukaryota; Metazoa; Chordata; Actinopteri; Centrarchiformes; Sinipercidae. Gene Ontology annotation, biological process: cell surface receptor signaling pathway. The record is from RefSeq and is a predicted model, not a curated record. The transcript is spliced from 6 exons. The coding region runs from base 690 to 1649 and encodes 319 amino acids. Gene Ontology annotation, molecular function: transmembrane signaling receptor activity.